CCGCCCCGCCCCUGGGCGGUUGCUCGCGGCUGCCACCGCCCUCCACCAACCCAAUGGCUCGGCUGGCCUGUCAGUGAUGUGAAGCAGUGCUCGGGCUUGUCCGGCCCGCAGGCCAUUACAGCAUUCUCCGCGGCAUUCGCUGCAGCCGCUGCAGCCGGAGCAAGCAGGGAGGGCGGGAGACGGCGUGGCGGGGCGGGGCGAGCGGCGCGGCCGGAUUUCUUCCUCCGGGGUGCGGGGUAUGGAGGAACUGUGCGUCCGCAGGCGGAGCUGGGCGGCCCGGGCGGCGGCGGGGACAACGGUUCGCUUCUGAAGGGGGCGGCCCGCUCCCGGACAGACGGCGGCGAGAGGAGACGGGCCCUCGGGCAAUUUGGUGAUCCAGUUGUCAGAUGUUGGAAGGCAAUAGGACACAGCAUACUUUCCGAGCUUUUCUAUCCGUUCCUGGGCGCAGCGAUUCACAUUGAACUUUGGUUUCCUGUAACUCUCUUCGCCUGUGUUUCGAGUUAGGCUGGAGCUUUGCUUCGAAGGAUAAAUAAAGCACAACCUCUCAGCUGGACAUAAAUGGAUCUAAAGACAGCCGUCUUUAACGCAGCUCGGGAUGGUAAACUCCGGCUUCUCACCAAGUUAUUGGCAAGCAAAUCCAAAGAGGAGGUUUCCUCCUUGAUCUCCGAAAAAACAAAUGGGGCCACGCCACUCUUGAUGGCAGCCCGGUAUGGGCACCUGGACAUGGUGGAGUUCCUCCUGGAGCAGUGCAGUGCCUCCAUAGAAGUUGGGGGCUCCGUGAAUUUCGACGGUGAGACCAUUGAGGGGGCGCCCCCUUUGUGGGCCGCCUCUGCAGCCGGCCAUCUGAAGGUGGUCCAGUCUUUGUUGAAUCAUGGAGCAUCUGUCAACAACACCACGUUAACCAAUUCGACUCCUCUCCGAGCGGCCUGUUUCGACGGCCACCUGGAAAUAGUGAAGUACCUUGUUGAACACAAAGCUGAUUUGGAAGUCUCAAACCGACAUGGGCAUACGUGCUUGAUGAUUUCAUGUUACAAAGGGCAUAAAGAGAUUGCUCAGUAUUUACUUGAAAAGGGGGCAGAUGUUAAUCGCAAAAGUGUUAAAGGCAAUACUGCAUUGCAUGAUUGUGCAGAAUCUGGAAGUUUGGAUAUCAUGAAGAUGCUUCUUAUGUAUUGUGCCAAGAUGGAAAAGGAUGGUUAUGGAAUGACUCCACUUCUCUCAGCAAGCGUGACUGGCCACACAAAUAUUGUGGAUUUUCUUACUCAUCAUGCACAGACCAGCAAGACAGAACGCAUCAAUGCUCUAGAGCUACUGGGAGCUACAUUUGUAGACAAAAAAAGAGAUCUACUUGGAGCUUUAAAAUAUUGGAAAAAAGCAAUGAACAUGAGGUACAGUGAUCGGACUAAUAUAAUUAGCAAACCAGCACCACAAACACUGAUAAUGGCUUAUGAUUAUGCCAAGGAGGUAAAUAGUACAGAAGAACUAGAAGGUCUUAUUGCUGAUCCUGAUGAUAUGAGAAUGCAAGCACUAUUAAUUAGAGAACGUAUUCUUGGUCCUUCUCACCCUGAUACCUCUUACUAUAUUAGAUACAGAGGUGCUGUCUAUGCAGACUCUGGAAAUUUCAAAAGAUGCAUCAACCUAUGGAAAUAUGCUUUGGAUAUGCAGCAGAACAAUCUGGACCCUCUAAGUCCGAUGACCGCCAGCAGUUUAUUAUCUUUUGCAGAACUGUUCUCUUUUAUGCUUCAGGAUAGGGCUAAAGGCUUGCUGGGCACUACUGUUACAUUUGAUGAUCUUAUGGGCAUACUGUGUAAAAGCGUUCUUGAAAUAGAGCGUGCUGUCAAACAAACUCAGUGUCCAGCUGACCCAUUACAGUUAAAUAAGGCUCUUUCCAUCAUUUUGCACUUAAUUUGCUUAUUAGAAAAAGUUCCUUGUACUCUAGAACAGGACCAUUUCAAAAAGCAGACUAUAUACAGGUUUCUUAAACUGCAUCCAAGGGGAAAGAAUAACUUUAGCCCCCUUCAUCUAGCUGUGGACAAGAAUACUACAUGUGUAGGUCGGUACCCUGUUUGUAAAUUUCCAUCUCUGCAAGUUACUGCAAUUCUGAUAGAAUGUGGUGCUGAUGUGAACGUCAGAGACUCCGAUGACAACAGUCCCCUACAUAUUGCUGCUCUGAACAACCAUCCAGACAUCAUGAAUCUUCUUAUUAAAUCAGGUGCACAUUUUGAUACCACAAACUUGCACAAACAAACUGCUAGUGACUUGUUGGAUGAGAAGGAAAUAGCUAAAAAUUUGAUCCAGCCCAUAAAUCACACCACUUUGCAGUGUCUUGCUGCUCGUGUCAUAGUGAAUCAUAGAAUAUAUUAUAAAGGGCAUAUCCCAGAAAAGCUAGAGACCUUUGUUUCACUUCAUAGAUGAUGAUUUGACUGUAUUUGAGCACUGUUAAAGAAUGAAUUGGUAACAGUUGUUUCAUAAAUGAGCACUGUUGUGAUAACACCAGCAUUCAUAUCGCUUGAUAUCAUUGUGCUGUCAUUGGCUAAAGCAUAAGCAUCAACUUUACAAGAUUGGUUUCCCAGUAUUUAAUAUAAAUAUACCAUAUAAUAUAUUGUUUAUGAAUUGUUGAGAAAUACCAUUUCUAAAAUUGUUUGCCAAAGGCUGUUAACCAUUCUGGUUUUGUUUGCUGUUGGGUGUUUGGGACUGAAUUAAUUGUUUUUCAGCAAUGUCUUUUUACUUUACUGAUUCAUGAAUUUUAUAUGAUUGAAAGUCUUUUUCUCCCCUGCUUCCCUCUCCAAGCUUUGCUUCCAUAUCCACUUUAUUUUUGCCUUAUCAUAUCUUCUUACUAAUUUUUCCCCCUUACAGACCCUAGCUAGGUUGUACAAACUCUAUGGACUUACCAUUUGCAGUAACCAUAAGUGCUUUAUCUUCUCUAUGCACCGGCUUAAACUUGACUGUUGUAUGUUAGCUUAUUUUCUAUGCAGCAGUUGGUCAACUUCAACUUAAAACACUGCUUGUUUUGAUUUGUUAUAGAGCUCAUGUUAUGAAAGUACUCUGUAGUGUGAUGAUUUUUAGUGCUACAGGUUAGCUAUCUGAGCUCAAGGUUUAUUGUUUGGGGUUCUACCCCCUUCCGUCUUCAUAUUUUCAAUUUCUUUCUUAAUCCACUGAAAUUAUUGUGUGCUAAAUUUGGGAAACAAAUCUACUCUAACUCAUUAACCCAGUUGAAAUUUAGGUCUGUAAUCGUAAUAUAUCAUGCAGUAAAAGGAAGAUGAUAAAGUGACCCACCUUUCAUGCUGCUCCAGCGUUGUCCUGCUUGUGCUGAUGGUGCGAUUAGGUGUAGAGAAUUUGCUUAAAUUUAACCUCAGAGAUUAUCAACACAGCUUAAUGAAUCACAUUGAAAUACGCAGUAAUGAAACUGCAAAUCACUUUUAGUCACAAAAAGAGCUAAAGCAUGUCAGUGGCAUGAUGCUUGUCAAGCCAGAUCUAGGAUAAUUAAAGUAUUUUAAUAGUACGCAAUUUACUGCCAUAGUAUCAAAGGUCAGUAACAGUGUUCUUUUUUCUUCAAGCUUAAGUAUACCUUUUAAAAUAACUUGCAUGGAUUACUUUGGUCUCAAUUAUUUGUCACCAUAGUUAAACACACAAAGGUUGCAGUGCUUAGUGCUUCCUAUUCCCUGUCUGAAAGUUAGCU
Elephantulus edwardii (Cape elephant shrew) is the source of this 3676-nucleotide messenger RNA. RefSeq names its product fem-1 homolog c (C. elegans) (gene FEM1C). The transcript is spliced from 3 exons. Gene Ontology annotation, molecular function: protein binding. Lineage: Eukaryota; Metazoa; Chordata; Mammalia; Macroscelidea; Macroscelididae. Bases 559 to 2412 code for a protein of 617 amino acids. The record is from RefSeq and is a predicted model, not a curated record.